AUCUCUCUUGCCACAAUCCUUCCUAAAAAUAAACGGCGAGUUACUGCUGUAGGUUAAAAACAGAGAUAAGAAAUGGGACAUUUAAAAUUAAAUUAAUGUUCCAAUGAUGUGGGGAAGAAGAAAAAAAACACUGACCCAUACAGGCUUUCAAAAACCAGCCUGUCACUUUGAAGCAAAGGGUUGAGCUUUCAGAAGUAGACAGUCUGCAUCUAUGGAAGAGGGUCAGACGUAUAUUAAACAUCUGUCAAAAUAUGGUGCAGCAUCUUGUGAGCCUUUCUAGACCCAUAGCCAGGAGGGGGGCUGGUACAUUGAAGAGGCCCCCUCUUCUGUCUCUGCCUUGUCUGCCCAGAAAUGGGGCGGAUUAUGGAACAAAGCCUUUCAUGUUGAUCACACAUUGGGCAGGCUGGUUCAUUGAGGAGGCGGAGGUUUUUUCAAAUACACUGCUCUGUUUGCAAACGGAUUCAGGAAGUCCAGCAUUUUGUCUCUCGGUUCUAGCUCAAGGCGUUCCAUCAUCCUGUCCAUGAAGAGCUCUGGAAAAUCAGCCUCGGAAAUUUUGUUAUUCUGUGCUUUCUUGCCAAAUGUUUUCAUCCGCCAUUAAAUCCUGCGCCUGUGAAAAAAGCAGGUGACCAGAUAUGCAUGUUUGUUUGGUGUUGUCUCACUUACGUAAAUCAGGAUCAAAUAACAACUUGAAGAUGAGGAAAGUGACUUCUGUGUCGAGGGUUGGAAUCCCCUGGAUGGCAACGUACACAAAACGACUUAAACAAGGUUUCCAUGAAGCAAGCAGAAAACCUGGCCACUUCCAACAUCAGGUUGCAAACAGUUUUGUAAAUUUCGGAAUACCUAGAUCAUGAAUGAAAUCAGGCCCCUUCUCAGGAGGAGGGGGGUGGACUGGCUGUCUUUUUUGUUUGUUUGUUUCUAGUCUAUAGAGAGGAACGUGUUUUAGAUGCCUAGCUGUGCAGUCCGUAGAGAAAAUGAGUUCCCAUCUGGUGACUCAAAAUGGCAAGCUUACUUUUAAAAAAAAAACCAUAAAAACUUACCCAAUCUGGGCCUGAAACAUCGAAUGGGGGAGUGCAAUGCCUAGUCUUUGCCAGCCCUAAAUGUGUAUCUUUGUACUCUGCUUUUGGUAUCUCUUUUGUUGCCUUCCCCCCACACACACACCGCUGUCAAUGACGAGGCCCUCCGGACCACGUGAAAGCAACUAGCGGAGGUGUAAACCACAUCCCUGCCUUUGUCUUCCAGAGCUGCAGUCUUCCACCUCGGCUUGCUUGUGUUCUUUAUUCACCUUUCACCGUUCCUUCCAAAGCAUGCUGCAGAGAGAACCUCCUGCUGCUGCUGCUGCUUCUUGACCCUCCGUCUGCUUCUUGCAUGCCUGCGCACCCAUCAUCACAAGAUUACAUUAUCCAGAAGAAAACAGGAAUGGAGGAGGCUGACUUGCCGUUUUGUUGAAACAACACUCUGAGAAGUUACCCAUUUUUCUCUUCGAGGUCUGCCCGUGCUGUAAAUUAGGAGGCACAGGGGGCAGUUCAUUCUCUUUUUUUUUCUCUUCAUCGGAUUUUCUGCAUCAAGAAAAAGGCCAAAGCCGUGAAUAUAGGACAGGGCUACAGGCGGAAGACUUAUUUGCUCUGUACUUCCUGUAAAGGAUGCAGAGCUGUGAGGAUUACAAAAGGCUGGUGUGGAAAGCCUUGAGCACCACCUAACUGUAACUUCCCUCAUAAAAGAGAUGCUCGGCUUGGCUUGCCAGGACGCAUCCUUCACACUCCUUGGAGCGUCGCGAACGUUUUCUUGCCCUCCCCGUUCUACAGGAGGACCCAGCGGGGAGGGCAAAAACGAUCCAAGCCAUUCAGAAGGAUGCUGUUGAUGGAGGGGGUGUUCCCUUGUGUGGGGCAAAAUAAGAUCUAAACAAAAGAGGUCUCUUUCUGUUUGCCUUUUGGUUAUGGCUCCCCAGCAAGCCAAGCCAUCUGUCUAAUGGGUUCUCCUCCUCCAGGAAGCCAUUUAGAAGUUUUUUUUAAAAAAGGAAACCGGGGAAGCGUACUCGUUGGACGUUCCCUGUGCGCCAAGACAUGGAUGAAAUCACCAGUGGCGCCAGCAGGAGCCUUGAGGAGAAGGAGCCUAGGACGCAGCCCACCGUCGCCAAUGGAAAAAGUGAGACCCCCCUCCCACUUUUGGAUAGGCUUUCUCUCACACGGCGCAUUUGGGAGCUUCUGGACAGCCAGCCGGCUCAAGCAGAAGAGCUGCUGUCUGCCCAAGGACCCGGGGCAUUCAUCGUCACCAGAAAUAGACCUGCAGGUGCCAAGACGCUCAUCCUCCAGAUACAGGAGGCCAUUUGCCAUUUCCCCAUUAAGGAGGAAAGUUCCGCUGUUUAUCUGGAGGGUUCCCUGCUGCGCUUUAGAGAUCUAUUGGAACUGGUCAGCUUUUACCUUGUGAGCCGGGAUAUCCUGCCCUGCCCGUUGAGAAUCCCAGAUGGGCUUCGACUUCCCAGCAAGCCCGAACUAGAUGCCGUUGCUGCACUGGACAUGAAAUUCUGGACGAUGCCCCUUAAAUCUGGCAGUGGGCCGUCGUCCGCCAAAGCCGAUGACAGACCGCCGGGGCCGCACAGAGAUCCUCCGGAAUCCAGCCAGCCAGCCUGCUCCAUCCAAGUGACGUCCGAGGAAGGGGCAUUGUGCAUCAUCAACCCGCUGUUUCUCUCAGUGCACAGUGACAGUAGUUGGUUGGACCUGGCAACAAACCAGGGCCGACUGAGCAGGAGGAGGAGGAGGAGAACCCAGCAGGGUUCAAAUGGCUGGAUAGAAGCUGCCUCCAAGGAGCAAGGGUCAUCUUUGGAAGGUUUAGACCAUCCGGGGCCUCUGGAGGAGGAGGAGGAAAAAUAUGACCCUCCAAGUUCCUCAUCCUCUACGUGGCCAAAACGCCUGGAUUGCCCUCUGUCCAUGCGCAGUUCUGAAGCGGUCUCUGAGGAUUCACUGCUCACCUCCGAAUGUCCCCAGAAAGAGAUCCGAACUCCGCACCGCGUGUCCUGGAUUGAAGGCAUUCCUGCUGGAACCCCUCCUGCCGGCCUGCUGGAAAAAUCCUAUUCUGAAUUGUCCCUGCUGAGCGAAACCCUGUUGCCGCCGCCCCUCCUCGAACUCGAUUCGCUCUCUCUCAGCAGCGCCGAGGACGACGGCGACAGUCCCCUCCUCACCCCGGCCACGCCACAGGCCAGGCAGCGACGGUCGUCCGCCCUGUUGACCUACAAGGUGCUCCACCGCCUCUCGGCCGUCAGCAGCACCCUCGGCAGCUUCCUCUCAGCGGAGCGCAGGAUCUCCAGGCGGGUGCAAGAGCUGGCUCAGGAUCCAACCUCUUAUGUGGGAGGGCUUGUGCAAAGCUUUGUGGGGCACAUCCUGCGGGGGGCUGGGGCACGGCACCCCACCAGCACGGACAUGCUACAAGAGAUCCGGCAGAUGAUCAGCAAUCUGAAGGGUUACUUGUGCGAAAGUUCGGAACUGCACGCCAUCUGCGAACAUAGCGAAGGGGAGGAGAUGGACCUGGGUUCCGUGGUGGAAGGCGCCCUGUAUAAAUGCCUCCUGAAGCCCCUCCGGGAUGCGAUCUACGCCCAGCUGCUGGACUUCCACUCCCGUGACGGGACGCUGAGCAGGUUGCGUGAACACCAGCGCACCAUGACACAGCAGAGCCUGGCCCAGCUGGGCGUGGCGGCCAGCGUGCCCGACAGCACCGGCUUGGAGCGGAUCCAGACCAAGCUGAGCCUCAUGCACCAGGCUUACUCACCCAAAAAGAAGGAGACCCAGAUGCUUAAAGUCUGCAAGAUGCUCUACGAAUCCAUGAACCAAACUGCUGGCAGGACAGAGGCCUUUGGAGCUGAUGACUUCCUGCCGGUUCUGAUCUACACGCUGGUGAACUCGGACAUUGCUUCCGUGCAGUUGGACGUAGAGUACAUGAUGGAGUUGAUGGACCCUAGUCAGCUGCAAGGAGAAGGUGGCUAUUACCUCACAACCUGGUUCGGGGCCCUCUAUCACAUUGCAAACUUCCAGCCGGCUGCUAUGGUGACUCGGCAGAUCAGUAUCGAGGCCCAGCACUCCAUCCAUCAGUGGCACCGCCGUCGCACCAUCCACCACCACCACCACCACCAGGCUAAGCGGACUCCUUCGCAGAACACCCUCUAUAUCUCCCUUCACGAACCCUUCAGCAACCAAAAGACUGUCGCGGUCUCCGAGGAUACUACGGCGACGUCGGUGUGUGCAGCAUGUGCCGAGAAGUACGGUGUCUCCGACCGUGAGGCCUACGGCUUGUUCUUGGUCUCGGGUGAAUCGUCCCAGCUCUUAGCAGAGGGCAGCUACCCUCAGAGGCUCCACCUGGAGAGCCUCCAGUCCAAAGGAGCCCCUGUGAAUUUUGUUUUCAAGCUCAAAGACGGAGCCCUGCCCACCGACACUCCCCUUUCUCGUCAGAACCCAAACGGCUUGACGGGGUCCCAAGAACCCCUUGAAGAAGCGGGCAGAGGGCAGUCGGAGGUGGAUGGGAUCUGAGUUUUGAGACUUUCCAAAAACUUUCCUUUUUAACACAGAAGAAUGGCCAAGGGUUCUGGGCUUCUGGCUUGGCCCAAUUUUUAGGAAAAGCUCAGACCCUCAGGAAUAAAAUUCCAUUUGGAAAGAGAUUGGCCUGAAAUACUGGUACUGAAAUGAUCUGGAUGAUGCUCAUCCGCUCCCCCCCCCCGAUAGAAGGGUGUAGGACCAGAGUCAACCGGCCAUGUUUCCAUGGCAUGCUCAUUUUCUCUCUCACACACAUCACCACCCAUGGCCCCUUGAAGUGAAAGCAGGGCUCCUUCUUAUGUUUAAACAAGGCAAGGAACCAUCACUCAGUGGUAAGAGCACGUGCUGUCGAGGCUGUUGUCCUCAUCCUUAAACCCCAACAGGACUGCCUCUCUGUUCCCAUCUGAGCCUUUCUCU
Messenger RNA from Pogona vitticeps (central bearded dragon), 4934 nucleotides. The record is from RefSeq and is a predicted model, not a curated record. Lineage: Eukaryota; Metazoa; Chordata; Lepidosauria; Squamata; Agamidae.